AGAAAGAUGUGGAUCAAUCUGCAUAUAUGUAUAUACCUGACCUUUAACUUUAUCUCUGCAGCUUCAGUCACCAGCACAGGCAUCUGUAAGCUUCAGGGACGCUUCAAGUUGAAUGGGAUGUAUCAGGAUGGAGACCUUAUCAUUGGAGGCCUGUUUGCAUUUCAUCUCAUCACAGUGUUCCCAGAACUGAGCUUCAUUAAAGAACCGGAACAACCGCAUUGCCAGCGAUUCUAUGUUUCAAGCUUCCAGCAGGCACAGGCUAUGGCUUUUGCCAUAAAUGAGAUCAAUGAAAGACCUAACCUGUUGCCUAACAUUACCCUUGGUUAUCAUCUGUAUGACAACUGUGUGAAGCUAGGCGUGGCAUUCAGGGCUGCCACAUCCUUGCUUAGUGGUACAGAGGAGACCCUCCACGAUUUCAACUGCACCGGUCCACCACCAAUGAUUGGAAUUGUAGGUGAUCCAGGAUCCACUCAUUGUAUUGCAAUCUCCAGUGUGCUGGGGUUGUUUCGAAUACCUAUGGUUAGCUACUAUGCCACCUGCUCCUGUUUAAGUGACAGGAAGAAAUAUCCCUCCUUCUUCAGAACUAUCCCCAGUGAUGCCUUUCAGGUUCGAGCUAUGGUUCAGAUAUUGAGACAUUUUGGAUGGACCUGGGUUGGCGUUAUAUAUAGUGAUGAUGAUUAUGGCAUCUACGCUGCUCAGUCUUUUCAAAAAGAAAUUCAGCUGUUUGGAGGUUGUGUGGCUUUUACAGAAAUCCUGCCUCUUGAUAACAAUCACAGAGAUAUUCAGCGCAUAGUAAAAGUGAUUCAGACCUCUACAGCUAAAGUUGUGGUUGUUUUUUCCACUGAAGCCUAUCUGUUACCUUUAAUGGAUGAGGUGGCGUUGCAAAAUGUGACAGGGAAGCAGUGGAUUGCAAGUGAAGCUUGGGCCACCUCUCCUGUAUUUCACACUCAGCGUCUUCUGCCAUUUCUGGGUGGUACAUUGGGUAUUGCCAUUCGCCGUGGAGAAAUCCAGGGACUUCAAAACUUUCUGCUACACAUUCGUCCUGACAACGAUCCAAAAAACAAUAUGGUAAACAUUUUCUGGGAGAACAUGUUUGGGUGCAGGUUUGAGAAAGGAAACAGUGAGGGAGAAAACAUCUGUACAGGGCAAGAGAAUCUGAGCAGCACAAACACAAUAUACACUGAUGUAUCAGAACUGAGGGCAGCCUAUAAUGUGUACAAAGCAGUUUAUGCCCUGGCACAUGCACUUCAUGACCUGAUGCAGUGUGAGGAGGGGAGAGGACCAUUCAGUGACAACACCUGUGCUGACAUAACAAACCUGCAGCCCUGGCAGGUGGUCUAUUACUUACAGAAGGUGAACUUCACCACAGGUUUUGGGGAUCAUGUGUCAUUUGAUAAGAAUGGAGAUGCUCUGGCCAUCUAUGAUGUGAUGAACUGGCAGCCGAGCUCUGAUGGGUCAAUCAUUGUCCGUACAGUCGGUGUGGUGGAUGAAGGGGCGGCAACAGGGAAGGUGCUCACAAUGGAUGAAGAUGCAUUAUACUGGAACUUUGAGACAAGAAAACCCCUACGGUCUGUGUGCAGUGAGAGCUGCCCACCAGGCACCAGACGAGCCAGGAGAAAAGGACUUCCUGUCUGCUGUUUUGACUGCCUGCCAUGUGCAGAUGGAGAGAUUUCUAAUACAACAGAUGCAAAUGAAUGCACAUUGUGUCCAGAUGAAUUCUGGUCGAAUUCAAACAAGAAUCGGUGUAUUCCUAAAGAAGUGGAGUAUUUAUCCUUUGAAGAGCCUCUGGGAAUCUCCCUGACCACUGCUUCUCUGCUCGGCACCUGCUUAUGUUCUGUGGUUGUUGUAAUAUUUGCUCAUCACCGCAACACUCCAGUUGUUCGAGCCAAUAAUUCAGAGCUCAGCUUCCUGCUGCUGCUGUCACUCAAACUGUGUUUCCUGUGUGUGCUGCUGUUUAUUGGCCGACCACAGUUGUGGACGUGUCAGUUAAGACAUGCUGUGUUUGGCAUUAGCUUUGUUUUGUGCGUCUCCAGCAUUCUGGUCAAGACUAUGGUGGUAAUAGCCGUGUUUAAGUCAUCUCGACCAGAGGGUAAAGGUGCUAUGAAAUGGUUCGGAGCAGCCCAUCAAAGAGGCACAGUCUUGACCUUAACUGCCCUUCAGGUGGUGAUAUGUGCGGUCUGGCUUACAACUGCUUCUCCUACACCUCAUAAAAGCAGCCUGCAUAUGAGCUCUAAAAUAGUGUAUGAAUGUACUAUAGGCUCAUUGGUUGGAUUUUCAAUACUACUUGGCUAUAUUGGCUUUUUGGCAGCAGUGAGCUUUUUGCUGGCCUUUCUAGCAAGAAAUCUUCCAGAUAGUUUUAAUGAAGCAAAGUUCAUUACCUUUAGUAUGUUGAUCUUUUGUGCUGUGUGGAUUGCGUUUGUUCCAGCUUAUGUCAGCUCACCAGGGAAAUAUGCAGUGGCUGUGGAGAUUUUUGCCAUUUUGGCUUCCAGUUUUGGAUUACUGGUGUCCAUAUUUGCCCCGAAAUGCUACAUCAUCCUCUUACAUCCAGAAAGAAACACUAAAAAAGCAAUUAUGGGAAGAGUUAACUAA
Messenger RNA from Paramisgurnus dabryanus, 2589 nucleotides. RefSeq names its product extracellular calcium-sensing receptor-like. Lineage: Eukaryota; Metazoa; Chordata; Actinopteri; Cypriniformes; Cobitidae. Gene Ontology annotation, biological process: G protein-coupled receptor signaling pathway. Gene Ontology annotation, molecular function: G protein-coupled receptor activity. The record is from RefSeq and is a predicted model, not a curated record. Gene Ontology annotation, cellular component: plasma membrane.